AUGUCUUCCCUCAGGACUUUGUUUCUGGGCGUGUAUGCCUCAAGUGGCAUAAUAAGGGUGCUUUUCUUGCCACUAUGCUACCUCUUGUUGUCCACUCCGUUUACUCUUGUUAUCGCAUGGUAUUUUGGCUUUGUUCAGACGCUUCAAACAUUCAUACCAGAAGAGUUUACUUGGAUUGACCUUCUGCCUCAAAUUACCCUUUCAGCUGUCUUCUUACUUCUUCCCACAAGGUUGCUUUCUAGCUCGAGAGAUGGGGUAAAGAAUAAAGAUGGGAAGAGGCGGGUACAAUCGUUGCCAUACUGGAUACCUGGUGUUCGGCACUUUGGGAGUGUCAUUUUUGGUGGGGAGGGAUGGAUGAAGAGUAUCAGAGAGUCAUCGAUUACCAGUAUCAUUGCAUACAGCGCUGCUGGUGCGAAACACAACAUCUUUUUUUCGGAUUCCCUUCUCCACCAAAUCUACAAGAACUGGAGUAGCCUGGAAGAACCGAAACCUUAUACGUUGGCUCUUCUCCGAAAUGCAUUUGGCUUACCGAAGGGUGCAGAGAGUCAAUAUAUCGAGCUCUCGCCAGCAAUUGCAAAAGUCAUCGAGUCCGAUAUGUUUAAGGGCAAAAAGUUAGAGGGCCUUAUUUCUGCAUCGUUGAACAACAUUUCGGAAUCAUUACCGGACUUCAUCACAUUCAAUACUUCUAUCGUUGACCAAAUGCAAUGGGAGCGCGUCUCGAAUCUGGAGCUCACGGAUGGCAAUUCAGAAGCUGAGUGUGACUUGUUCACCUUGGUCAAUGAAUUCUGCUGCAACGCAAUUCUCCCUCCAGUCAUAGGUACUCAGUUCACCGAAUCAUAUCAGCUACUUGCCACGGAUCUUGCGGCUUUCAAUCAUCGGUUUUGGGCACUUGCUCUUGGAAUACCACGAUUAUCCCCUAUCCAGGGCCUACCAGGAGCUGCUUUGUCACAGAAGAGGUUGCUGCACAACUUUACAAAGGUAUUCCAUGACUUGACAAACCCACCCGUAAGGAGGGUACCGGAAGAUGACGAAAGUGUGAGCGGUGGGGAGGAAACGGAUGCAGAUAUCUCCACACCACUCACAGCACUCAAUGAGCUCUUCACAAAACAUGAUCUGCCUGUAGAAGUUCGGGCGGCAGUCGCACUUCACCUAAUACAUAACAUAGUGUCAGAAGUUGUUCCACUGGUCUUUUGGACAAUUUUGCACGUCUAUUCAUCGUCGAGCACGCAAGGCUUGGAGACCUCGAACGAUGCAUCUCUCGCGAGGAUCAAAGACGAAACUAAGGCUUGGGCCCAAGCCAUCCAGCCUCCCUCAAUACACCCGUCCUUCCCAGCACCUCCGGAGGUACGUUUCGCCUCUGCAAAGGAGGCGUUAUCUUCAAAACAUUUCCCUUAUCUACGAUCCUGCAUCGACGAAUCCCGGCGCCUUUACAAUUCCUCCAUCUCCACCUACCUAGUGACAAAACCAAUCGCCCUCGAAGAAGAAGGCAUUGCACGACCGAGCGAGCAAGAGCAAUGGGAACUCGAUGUCGGCUCUUACGUCGACAUUGGUCUCUCACAAACCCUGAUCAACUCCUCGCCAGCAAACCACAUCUCCCCAAACAGAUUCAAACCAGACCGUUUCGUCAACAUACCUGCCUCAUCCUCAAUCACGUCUCCCAUCGACCCUUCAAACCAGUACAAAUCUGCCCUUCUCAUCUCUCUCAUAGCAGGUAUCAUGCAGCUUUGGGAACUCGCACCGGCGCCCAAGAAGACAAUUUUCGAUCACCUGCAAGAAGUGCGGGAUGAAGCCACAAUAGGUGCAGAGCCGCUUACUGGAGAACAGAAGGCAGCAAAGGAUGAAGCUCAGGCGGAGAAAUCUAAGAAAGCCAGGAAAGCCGGGAAGUGGAUCAUUCCUAAAGCGGUUGACGGAGCUGCUGUAAAGAUACCAAAGAGCGAUGUCAGAGUUAGGGUCAGGAGAAGGGAGGGUCUCCCCACAUCGAAGAUUAUGCGGAGAAUCGGGUAA
Molecule: messenger RNA, 2004 nt
Organism: Cucurbitaria berberidis CBS 394.84
Lineage: Eukaryota; Fungi; Ascomycota; Dothideomycetes; Pleosporales; Cucurbitariaceae
Exons: 2
Coding region: 1-2004 (667 amino acids)
Molecular function (GO): heme binding; monooxygenase activity; oxidoreductase activity, acting on paired donors, with incorporation or reduction of molecular oxygen
Source: RefSeq, a predicted model, not a curated record